AACUCAAGUAGCAAUAAUGAUCUCAGUAUUGAUCUUAAUAAUGUGAAUUCCCAGAAUAAUAUUGAUAAUUAUGAACAAAAUGGUAAUAAUAGCCUUGAAAAUUCUAAUAACAACAAUGAUUUCAUUACUGUUAACAAUUAUCUAAAUAAUAUUGAUAAUAAUCUUGAGAAUUCUGAUAACAACAAUAACCUCAUUACUGUUGAUAAUAAUCUAAAUAAUAUCAAUAAUAACCUUGAGAAUUCUGAUAAUAACAAUAAUCUUAUUACUGUUGACAAAUAUUCAAAUAAUAUUGAUAAUAAUAACUAUCUUAAUGGUAAUAAGAUCUAA
Messenger RNA from Racocetra fulgida, 327 nucleotides. The record is from the annotation of a GenBank genome assembly. Lineage: Eukaryota; Fungi; Glomeromycota; Glomeromycetes; Diversisporales; Gigasporaceae.